AGUAGCCGUGAAGGAUUGUUGUGAAUAUGUAAUAUGUAUUCACGUGGAAAGUAGUUUAUUACAUUAUCAAACAGAAAUACAGUCGUUUAGAACGGACUAGAGAAUAUAUAAAUAUUUGUACUAUUUAGUGAUGUAGCAUUCAUCUGAUUUUUAUUUUCAAAGAACAUUAUUCUGGUAGAUAAUUGCUGCACAUGGCAUAUUUAUUUAACGUGUUUUGUUAAUGUUUUUGGCGCCUAUUUACGUUGCAAUUCGUAAAUUCGUGUAAAAUGGAAGUUACACGUUCAAACCUGGAGGAGCUGCUGCCGGAGAUAGAGCGGGCCGUCGCGGAGGCCCAGUUCCUGGCGGUGGACGGGGAGUUCACGGGGCUGCGCGAGGGCCAGAGCGUGUUCCCGCACGACUCCCCGGCGCGGCAGUACGCCAAGCUGCUCCGGGGCAUGGACUUCCUGCUGGUGCAGUUCGGGCUGUGCGCCUUCCAGUACCACCCUGGCGAGGACAGGUACACGCACCGAGCCUACAACUUCUACGUGUUCCCGCGGCAGCUGAGUCGCUCCUCCGCCGACCCGCGCUUCCUCUGCCAGAGCUCGUGCAUCAACUUCCUGGCCACGCACGGCUUCGACUUCAACAAGCUGUUCCGCGACGGCAUCCCCUACAUGACUCAGUCGGAGGAGCAGCGGCAGAGGGAGGAGCUACGCGAGCAGGAGCGCCAACUGGGGUCCCCGCAGCGCGGCGAGCCCGUGCCCGUGCCGGACAACCUGCAGGACACCGUGUCGGGCCUCUGCGCCCAGGUGCAGGACUUCCUGUCCGGGGACUCCCCGGAGCGCCGGCUGCCCACCUGCAGCGGCUUCGUGCGCAAACUGCUGCACCAGGAGGUGGAGCGGCGCUACCCGGGCGGCGAGGUGGUGCUGGAGGCGCGCCAGACGGAGGCGGGGGAGCGCGUGCUGGUGGCGCUGCGGGCGGGCGGCGCCGCGGAGCGCCGGCGGCUCCUGGAGGAGGCCCAGGCCAGGCGGCGGGCCGAGCUGGACCGGGCCCUGGGCUUCAGCAGGGUGCUGCGACUCGUCUCCCGGUCGGGCAAGCUGGUGGUGGGACACAACAUGCUGCUGGACGUGAGCCACUCCCUGCACCAGUUCGUGGACCCCCUGCCGCCCGACUACCUGCAGUUCAAGGAGAUGGUCGGCUUCGUGUUCCCCAGGCUGCUGGACACCAAGCUGAUGUCUGCGUCGCCGCCCUUCAAGGACAGGAUCGCAGUCAACGCGCUGCAGAGCCUGUACGACUCGCUGUGCGACGAGCCCUUCUCCAUGCCGCAAGUGGGGGUCGCGGAGGAGGGGGCCGGCUACACGGCGCGGGACGACAAGGGCCACGAGGCAGCGUACGACGCCUUCCUCACCGGCCUGUGCUACCUCGCCAUGGCGCGCCACCUGGGCUCGCAAGACAGUCCGCCCACGCACCCAGUUCUGCCAACAUCACCGCUCCUCGCACCCUACAUCAACAAGUUGAAUCUUUUGAGGAGCGUUGAUUCCAACUACAUUGACCUGUCGGGAGACGAUCCCGAGGUGCCGACGGCCCACGUGUUCUACCUCAGCUUCCCGCGGGAGUGGAAGACCAGCGACGUGGCGGAGCUGUUCAGCCCCUUCGGCGGCGUGCAGCUGUCGUGGGUGAGCGACACGUCGGCGUGGGUGGCACUGCGCCGGCGCGACCAGGCGCGCCUCGUCGCCGCCACGCUCUCCCAGAGCGACCGCUACGCGCUGGUGUCGCACGCCGCCCACCGGCGCCACGAGGAGCUGUGCGGCUGCGCCACGCUCUCCGCGCGGGACAUGGCCCUGUGCCUGCGCAAGCGCUCCCCGUCCCCGGCCGUGCUGAAGCGCCGUGCCCGGGAGCCCGUGCCGGCCGCCGGCACGCCCAAGAGGAGGUGCAGCCGUGGCUUCCGAGAAGGCAGCGUCUCCAAGCGCGGCUUCGACCCCAUCGCGGAGGAGCGCAGCGAGGAGCAAGAGGCCAGUCCGUGCUCGGGCGCGGCCGGCGGUGGCUGUGUGCCCAGUGGCAGCGCGCCGGCCGCGGCACGCACCAAGCAGUUUGCCGAGUGCGACUCGUGGGACUGAGGCCGCGCCUGCUGGAGUGGGUCAAGAUGGUGUUCAUCGUGUCCGUGCUCCUCGGGCUGGCGACUUCCGUGGCGUGACUGCGCACGUCACAUUUCGGUUUUUUAACGAUUAAGAUUCGGACACAACAAGUUCAAGCACUUUUUCUCCAUCCUCUGUCAAAGUGGAGUAGAUUCAUCAGUUUUUUUAUUUGUAAGUAACAAAAUGUUACCAGUUUCGGCAACACGGAUACUGUUGUAAAGUAUUGUUUGACGCAAGAGGCCGAUAGUGACGCAUAAUUAAAACGAUGGCCAUGUG
Molecule: messenger RNA, 2387 nt
Organism: Bacillus rossius redtenbacheri
Lineage: Eukaryota; Metazoa; Arthropoda; Insecta; Phasmatodea; Bacillidae
Product: poly(A)-specific ribonuclease PARN-like
Exons: 14
Coding region: 267-2093 (608 amino acids)
Biological process (GO): nuclear-transcribed mRNA poly(A) tail shortening
Cellular component (GO): cytoplasm; nucleus
Molecular function (GO): poly(A)-specific ribonuclease activity; RNA binding; metal ion binding
Source: RefSeq, a predicted model, not a curated record